Megalops cyprinoides (Indo-Pacific tarpon) is the source of this 2965-nucleotide messenger RNA. Its product is annotated as lysine-specific histone demethylase 1B. The transcript has 21 exons. The record is from RefSeq and is a predicted model, not a curated record. Bases 133 to 2679 code for a protein of 848 amino acids. Gene Ontology annotation, molecular function: oxidoreductase activity; protein binding; zinc ion binding. Lineage: Eukaryota; Metazoa; Chordata; Actinopteri; Elopiformes; Megalopidae.
UGUCAAGUUCAUACUCGUUUUGAUGAGAGUGUAAAAAUAAAGAUGGUAGUUAGCUAACCUGCAUAAAUACCUUAGUUCAGUAAACGUGUUCAGCUAGGUAGCUAGCUGGUUACUUUUCUACGUCCGGAACAAAUGAACACUGGUGCAUCGAUAGAGGAAAAGCACAUUUUAAUGCAAUCAGAUGCAGAUUGUACGGGCACCGUGUCGGGUGCACGGGCGCGGCCCAAGAAGAGAGCUGUAGGUGUGGAGUCAGCUGCAGUCGAGAACCAGCUGGUACGUUCUUCUGGGAGACAGGUCAACGUCAGAACGAAGCGCUGCAGUAACUCUCCGGGCCAAACCAAAAGGAAAGCGACAGACACAGAGGAAGAUGAAGACCAGUCAGAGAAGAAGUACAGGAAGUGUGAAAAGGCUGGCUGCUCGGCCACAUACCCGGUGUGCUUUGCCAGUGCGUCUGAAAGGUGUGCCAAAAAUGGGUACACGUCUCGAUGGUACCACUUGUCCUGCGGAGAGCACUUCUGUAAUGAAUGCUUUGACCACUACUACAGGAGUCAUAAAGACGGCUAUGAGAAGUAUGCCAGCUGGAAGAGGAUUUGGACAGGCAACGGGAAAAGUGAGCCCAGUCUGAAAGCGUUUAUGGCUGACCAGCAGCUUCCAUACUGGGUCCAGUGCACCAAGCCAGACUGCGGAAAGUGGAGACAGCUGACCAAGGAGAUCCAGCUCACUUCCACAUUAGCAACAACAUAUCGCUGCGGGAUGAAGUUUAACAAUGUCAAGAGUGAAGGUCCAGAUCAGUGCUCCCAGCCAGAAGACAUGAGGGUGGCUGAAGUGAUUGACAGCUGGUGGCAUUCCAUGCUGAUCCUGCCCCCGCUGCUGAAAGAGAGCCCGGCCAACGCCUUCCUGACUGCGUAUUACCCUGACUGCGUGGGCAUGAGUCCCUCCAGCUCCCCCAGCAACAUUUCACACGAGCUGAAGGUGGAGCACUGCAGGGUCAUCCAGCCUCAGAUUCCAGGACUGUGCCCGUAUUUCCAGCCUUUUUACCAGCCUAAUGAGUGCGGCAAGGCCCUCUGUGUGCGGCCUGACAUGAUGGAGCUGGACGAACUAUAUGAGUUCCCGGAGUACUCCCGGGACCCCACCAUGUACCUGGCCCUGCGUAACCUCAUCCUGGCCUCCUGGCACAGAGACUGCAAGGAGGUGCUGACCCCUCAGAAGUGCGCGCCCCACAUCAUCGUGAGAGGGCUAGUCCGGGUACGCUGUGUGCAGGAGGUGGACAGGGUGCUCUACUUCAUGACCAGGAAGGGCCUGAUCAACACGGGGCUCUUAUCCGUUAAGCAGCCCUUACUGCCCGACCACUACCACAAUAAGAAGGUAGUUGUGAUUGGGGCUGGAGCGUCAGGGCUGGCUGCAGCUCGUCAGAUGAAGAACUUUGGCAUGCAGGUCGUUGUGCUGGAGGCGAGGGAUCGUAUCGGCGGGCGAGUUUGGGACGAUACGUCUCUCGGGGUGACGGUGGGACGAGGAGCCCAGAUUGUCAACGGCUGCGUCAACAAUCCCAUUGGACUAAUGUGUGAGCAAUUGGGUAUUAAGAUGCACAAGCUGGGGGAUAGAUGUGACCUGAUCCAGGAAGGCGGGAAGGCCACUGACCCAGCCAUAGACAAGCGCAUGGACUUCCACUUCAACGCCAUCCUGGAUGUAGUGUCAGAAUGGAGGAAGGACAAGUCUCAACACCAAGACAUCCCACUGGGAGAAAAAAUCCAGGAGGUGUAUAAAAAUUUCCUCCAGGAGUCGGGUAUUCAGUUCAGUGAGCUGGAAGAGAAGGUUCUUCAGUUUCAUCUCAGCAACCUGGAGUAUGCCUGUGGCAGUAACCUGGAUCAGGUUUCGGCGCGGUCCUGGGACCACAAUGAGUUCUUUGCCCAGUUCUCAGGAGACCACACACUGCUCACCCAGGGGUACUCAUCUAUACUCAACAAGCUGGCCGAGGGCCUCGACAUCUGCCUAAAAACCCCAGUUCAAGCAAUUGAUUACAUGGGGGAUGUGGUCAAAGUCACUUCAUCCAAUGGAUCCCAGUGGACAGCACAGAAAGUGCUGGUGACAGUCCCGUUAGCUUUGCUUCAGAAGAACGUCAUUCAGUUUAACCCUCCACUUCCUGAGAGGAAGCUUAAGGCCAUUAACAGCCUUGGUGCUGGAGUCAUCGAGAAGAUUGCCUUGCAGUUUCCCUACAGAUUCUGGGACAGCAAAAUCCAAGGUGCAGACUAUUUCGGCCAUGUUCCUCCUUGCCCAGAACAGAGGGGGAUGUUCAGUGUGUUCUACGACAUGGAUCCACAGAGAAAGCAGUGUGUCCUCAUGUCAGUCAUCACUGGAGAUGCCGUGGCCACCAUCAGGGAUCUGGGGGACAAGCAGGUGGUCGGUCUGUGCAUGAAUGUCCUACGCGAGCUGUUCAAGGAACAGGAAGUUCCAGAGCCUGUGAAAUACUUUGUGACACAUUGGAGCAAAGACCUGUGGUCCCAGAUGUCUUACAGCUUUGUGAAGACAGGGGGCAGUGGUGAGGCCUAUGACGUCAUUGCUGAAGAAGUACAGGGUAAAGUGUUCUUUGCUGGAGAGGCAACCAACCGACACUUCCCCCAAACGGUCACAGGAGCGUAUCUGAGCGGUGUGAGGGAAGCCAGUAAAAUCGCUGCUUCGUAACCCUUUUACAGUACACACGUGGUGACUGAACACCUGACAACUGCUGCCACAAGACUCUGCUGUACACCAUUCACCAAUCAGGCUCCUUGUGCAACGGCACCAUUAUGUCGUAGUCACAGGACUACCGUCUUUCUCAGGAUGUGCUGUGGUGCUCUUAUCCAAGUUCAUCGUGCGGAUCAUACUGAUUCAGAGUGGAGAAGAACCACCUUUGCUACAUUGGUCAGUUUUUACUCGUGGCGUAAAGUUGAAUGAAAGGGUUAAAUUGUGAUGAAACACUAAAUCGUGA